Euleptes europaea (tarantolino) is the source of this 4089-nucleotide messenger RNA. It is a transcript of the gene KDR, whose product is annotated as kinase insert domain receptor. The transcript has 30 exons. Lineage: Eukaryota; Metazoa; Chordata; Lepidosauria; Squamata; Sphaerodactylidae. Gene Ontology annotation, biological process: angiogenesis; positive regulation of angiogenesis; protein phosphorylation. Gene Ontology annotation, cellular component: membrane; signaling receptor complex. The record is from RefSeq and is a predicted model, not a curated record. Gene Ontology annotation, molecular function: growth factor binding; ATP binding; vascular endothelial growth factor receptor activity. Bases 1 to 4089 code for a protein of 1362 amino acids.
AUGGAGCUGGCGGCGGGGCUGCUCUUCCUCUCGUGCCUGGCUGCGGAGGCGCGGCUGGGUUCUGCGGUUAUUGAUCUUUGUUGUUUUGCAGGCUUGCCAGUUUCCCUGGAUCCGCCAUCCCUUAGCAUCCAAAAAGCUGUCCUGACGGUAGCUGCAAAUGAGACACUACAAAUUACUUGCAGUGGCAAGAGGGCUUUGGAAUGGCAUUGGCCUAACAACCAGAGUAGUUCCGAAAACCGGUUAGCAGUGACUGACUGUACUGACAAUAUCUACUGUAAGAUGCUGACACUUACAAAAGUAAUAAGCAAUGAUACCGGGGCCUAUGACUGCUUUUACCAAGACAACCGCAAAAUGUCAAGUAUUUAUGUUUAUGUGCAAGAUUUUAUGGAUCUUCUAGAUCACAGAUCUCCAUUUGUGACCUCAGUUACUGACCAACUUGGAGUUAUAUAUAUAACUGGAAACAAAACUGUUGUAAUACCAUGUCUUGGGUCUACAUCAAACCUCAACGUUUCACUCUAUACGAAGUAUCCAGACAAAAUAUUUGUUCCUGAUGGUAAAUCAAUUGUAUGGGACAGUCAAAAGGGUUUCACUAUUCCCAGUAACCUAAUUGGCGACGUGGGCAUGGUCUUCUGCAAAGCUAAGAUCGAUGAUGAAAGCUAUCAAUCCAUGAUGUUCAUUGUGGUGGUGGUUGGUUAUAAAAUUCAUGAUCUCACCAUAAAUCCUCACCAAGUAGAGCUGGCAGCAGGAGAGAAGCUAGUCCUAAACUGUACCGCAAGGACAGAACUGAAUGUGGGAAUUGAAUUUGAUUGGGACUGCCCAUCAAGCAAAAUGAAUAAGAAAAAGCACAUUACAGUCAGGGAGAUAAAGACAUCAUCGGGUAGUGAAGUGAAGAAGUUUGUAAGUACUCUCACCAUCGAGCAUGUGACUGUGAAUGACCGAGGACGGUACAGUUGCACAGGCUCCAGCAGUCGCAUGGCUAAGACAAGCAGCAUCAGCGUCAUUGUCCACGAAAAGCCUUUUAUUAGUUUGGGGAGGAUGCCAUCUCUGGUGGAAACAAGGCUGAGCGAACAAGUCAGAAUUCCUGUGAAAUUCACAGGGUAUCCAUCUCCAGAAUUAAAAUGGUAUAAAAAUGGAAAACCCAUCACUGCAAAUCGUACAGUUAAACUUGGUCACUCCUUGACUAUUUCUGAAACGAGUGAAAGAGAUGCUGGGAAUUAUACGGUUGUACUAACCAAUCCUAUUAAUAAGGAACAAGAGAGACACACAUUUCAUCUGGUCGUGAAUGUCCUACCACAGAUUGGGGAGAAUUCUCUUUUAGCACCAGUGGAUUCUUAUAAGUAUGGCUCCACUCAAGCCCUAACAUGUACCGUGUAUGCUGUUCCGUCAGUGCCUAAGAUUCAGUGGUACUGGCAGUUUGAAGAAGAAUGUACUUUCAACCCUCACCAAACUGGACUGGGGAAUAAUCCUUAUGCCUGUAAGUCAUGGAAAGACAUAACUGAUAGAAGAGGUGGAAAUCAGAUUGAAACAGUAAAAAAUCAAUUGGUUGCUAUCGCUGGGAAAAUGAAGACCGUAAGCACUCUUGUAAUCCAAGCAGCAAAUGUGUCCGCUCUGUAUAGAUGUGUGGCUAGUAACAAAGCUGGAGAAGGCGAGAGAGUCAUCUCCUUUCAUGUUACCAGAGGCCUUGAAAUUAAUCUUCAGCCUCAAAGUCAGCCUACUGAGAUGCACAACGUGUCCCUGCAGUGCACAGCUGACAAGCUCACAUUUGAAAACCUGACCUGGUUUAAGUUCAGCCCUCGGGCCUCGAAGAUAUAUCUUGGUGGGCUGCCGUUGCCUGUUUGCAAGAACCUAGAAGCUCUUCAGAAAUUGAAUGCUGUUGCUACAAGGGCCAGUGGGGAGAACAUUACUAUGGAGCUACUCCUCCAUAAUAUCUCCCUCCAAGAUAGUGGGGAUUAUGUAUGCAUCGCCCAGGACAAAAAGACCAAAACACAGCAUUGUCUUGUCAAACAUCUCACUGUUCAAGAACCAGUGGCACCCAUCAUUAUAGGGACCCCUGAGAAUCAAACAGCAGAUAUUGGGGAAACUAUAGAAGUGUCUUGCAUAGCAAAUGGAACUCCUUCUCCUCUAAUCACUUGGUUUAAAAACAAUGUAUCCCUUAUUGAAGAUUCAGGUAUUGUUCUGAAAGAUGGGAACAGAAUUCUUACCAUACGAAGGGUGAGGAAGGAGGAUGAAGGCCUAUACAGCUGUCGUGCUUGCAAUAUCCUCGGUUGUGCAAAAGUGGCUUCAUUUUUUGCAGUGGAAGGCACUGAUGAGAAAACGAAGCUCGAGUUCAUUAUCCUGGUUGGGACCGCAGUAAUUGCCAUGUUCUUCUGGUUGCUCCUCGUAAUAAUUCUCCGGACCGUUAAACGGGCCAAUGGAGGAGAACUGAAGACUGGCUACCUCUCCAUUAUCAUGGAUCCUGAUGAAGUCCCUAUGGAUGAGCAAUGUGAACGUCUUCCUUAUGAUGCCAGCAAGUGGGAGUUCCCCAGGGACCGCCUAAACUUAGGUAAACCGCUUGGCCGAGGAGCAUUUGGCCAAGUCAUUGAGGCAGAUGCAUUUGGAAUUGACAAAACUGCUACCUGCAAAACAGUGGCUGUGAAAAUGCUUAAAGAGGGUGCAACCCAUAGUGAACACAGAGCACUGAUGUCCGAGCUCAAAAUCCUCAUUCACAUUGGUCAUCAUCUCAAUGUGGUUAACUUAUUGGGGGCGUGCACAAAAACAGGAGGUCCACUCAUGGUGAUUGUAGAAUACUGCAAGUUUGGGAAUCUGUCAGUGUAUUUAAGAAGCAAGCGGAGUGAGUUUGUGCCAUACAAGACCAAAAAUGCCAGAUGUAGGCAUGGAAAAGACAACCGUGUUGGCGAAGUCCCUGUGGAUCUGAAGAGACGUCUGGACAGCAUUGCCAGCAGCCAGAGCUCAACAAGCUCAGGGUUUGGAGAGGAGAGAUCCUUCAGUGAUGUGGAAGAAGGCGAUGCAGCAUCUGAAGAUCCUUGCAAAAACUCUCUGACCCUGGAGGACCUCAUCUGCUAUAGCUUCCAAGUAGCCAGGGGGAUGGAAUUCCUGGCUUCACGAAAGUGUAUCCAUAGAGACCUGGCAGCUCGCAACAUCCUCUUAUCAGAGAACAACGUGGUCAAAAUUUGUGAUUUUGGACUGGCCCGAGAUAUCUACAAAGAUCCCGAUUAUGUGAGGAAAGGAGAUGCCAGGCUUCCCCUAAAGUGGAUGGCACCAGAAACCAUUUUUGAUCGAGUGUAUACAAUUCAAAGUGAUGUGUGGUCUUUUGGUGUACUGCUGUGGGAGAUCUUUUCAUUAGGAGCAUCUCCUUACCCUGGUGUAAAGAUUGAUGAAGAAUUCUGUAGAAGACUGAAAGAGGGAACGAGGAUGAGGGCCCCAGACUAUACAACGCCUGAAAUGUAUCAGACGAUGUUGGAUUGCUGGCAUGGAGAACCCAAACAAAGACCCACUUUCUCAGAACUGGUGGAACAUCUGGGAAAUGUAUUGCAAGCAAAUGUUCAUCAGGAUGGUAAAGACUAUGUUGUCCUUCCUCAAACUACACUGCUGAACAUUGAAGAGGACUCUGGAGUCUCGCUGCCCACCUCACCUGUUUCCUGCAUGGAGGAAGAGGAAGUGUGUGAUCCCCAGUUCCAUUAUGACGACACCUCAGGAAUGAGUGAGCUUCACAAAGGAAGUAUAAGAAGGAGCCGUCCCGUGAGCAUAAAGACCUUUGAAGAUGUGCCUGUAGAACCACUGGUAAAAGUGGUUCAAGAGGAUAAUCAGACAGAUAGUGGAAUGAUUCUUUCAUCAGAAGAGCUCAAGACCCUAGAAGAGGAAACUAAACUGUUGAUGUUGCCCUUUAGUGGAUUGGUCUCCAGUAAAAGUAACGAGUCUGUUAUGUCUGAAGCUUCAAAUCAGACAAGUGGCUACCAGUCAGGAUAUCAUUCAGAUGAUAUGGACGCCACAAUUUACUCUGGUGAAGAAAUUGAACUCUUACCUAUAAGAGAAGAUCUUUCUCAGACUUCCUGUGCCUUGGUAUGUGGCCCUGAGAUACCUCCUGUUUAA